Messenger RNA from Callorhinchus milii (elephant shark), 4777 nucleotides. Its product is annotated as histone-lysine N-methyltransferase EHMT1. Gene Ontology annotation, cellular component: nucleus. NCBI's taxonomy places the organism in Eukaryota, Metazoa, Chordata, Chondrichthyes, Chimaeriformes, Callorhinchidae. The record is from RefSeq and is a predicted model, not a curated record. Bases 17 to 4165 code for a protein of 1382 amino acids. The transcript has 28 exons. Gene Ontology annotation, molecular function: histone H3K9 methyltransferase activity; p53 binding; zinc ion binding.
CACGCCGUGCGGAGCCAUGGCCGCCGCGCACACUGAGGGGCGAGUUGGGGGGCAAGAAAGUGUUGUGUGUGUGGUGCGGAAAGAGCAGAGAGAGCGAGCGAGCAUGGAGGAGGAGGAGGAGGAUGGAAGGGCAUCUUUGUCAAUGGUCAACCGAAGCCUCUUGGAAGUUGAGCCUUUACGCAUUGGAAAGUCUGCAGGCAUGACAGGGGCAGACACUGCUAUAGAAGAUCGAAAGCUGGAGGUUGCAAAGGAACUGUCUACUACUGAAGAGAAUGGAAGUGACCUCACAGCGGCCAACGUGAGUGCCACAGGGAAGUCGGUGGAAGCUUGUGAGAUGUCUGCAGACGGUGAAACCAAUGGUUCCUGUGGAAGGAGUGAAGAAGCGUCUUCGGCAAAGAAUCAUCAGACUCCACUUAAACACACUCAGGACACUGUGAAAAGAGAAUUGCAGGAUCUCAAUGAACUCAACCAGAUAAACGAAAAUGGAAUUUUAGACGAAGACAAUAAGACUGUUAAAGCAAGUAAUCAUAUGAAUUCAGACGAUUUGACACUGGCUUCUCUUACAGGAAGCAAUGGAUUUGUUUUAAAUAGUAAACCUUUAUCGCAGGUACAGACCGGGACUGCUUCUUUAAUCGGUCAUGCUGCCAAAACACUUCCUUCCUCUCCCAGCAAGACUGGGGGAGCCAACAAGGUAAAAAGUAUGAACGCAGUGAGAACUACCGAAGUUUCUCAAAACCAAGCCAUGAAACCGCUCAGUGUGGCACUGGCCAAAUCAGGAGAAGAAAAUACAGAAGAAAAUGCAUCUCAGGCUAAAAAUCUCACACAUGGCCUCGCCACUGAGGUCAGGGUUCACAGAGCGAGGAAGACUCUACCCAAAACCAACACAAAUCAGACACCAAACAAAGACCCAAAGGAAGAAGGUGUAAAUAGUCUAGAAUCUGGAACAAAACUUCCACCUCCACCAUCACCAGCACCAUCACAACAACCAACACCACCACAGCAACAGAUACUACCUCAGAAUCAGAACAAUACUGCCACUAGCAAACCACAGUCAGUGGCUAGGAAGAAGAAGCGAAAAAUGGGGAUUUACAGCCUGGUUCCUAAGAAGAAGACCAAACUGCUAAAACAGCGCACAGUACUUGAAAUGUUUCAGAACAUAUCACGGUCUGCAUCUGGCAUGGAGGAACAGAAAGACUCUUCUAAUGGUGUCGUUGAGAAUAUAAACGGGGAGAAUGUCGAUGUAUCUCAAGAGAUGGAGUCUGAGGAGGAGGAAGAGGAGGAGUAUGAGGAGGAAGAGGAAAAAUACAGUGUUGCAGACCAACCGGAUUCCGAGCUCUCAACAGAUUGUGGAGGCACUGGGAGCUCCUCUCAGGGCAGCAUUCGUGAAAUGGAAUCUUCUAAGAAACAAGAGGGAUAUGAUCCUGAGGAGGACCAAGAUACUGAUGACAUGGAGGAGGAAGAUGAUGACUUUGAGUCAGAUGUGAGUUCAGAAUCUGGUUUGAAAAGGAAGUGGAAGAAAAAGGGAAAGAAUGACAACCCGUGGGUUAAACCAUCACGGAAGCGAAGGCGGAAAAAUCGACCAAAAAGCAGGAAUAUCGCAGGUACUGAAACAGAGACCCAAGCUCAGACAGACAGCACUGAGUAUACAGAGGUGCCACUUGGCUCACUGGAUCUGCCUGCAGGAGGUCUGUUCUCCUCACUCUCUCCAGGUAUUUCCCAAAGCUCUGACCCAAUGGAACUAGAAAAACUACAGGAGCUCGAAAAGCUACAAGAGCUGCCACUUUGCAGUUGCCGGAUGGAAGCGCCAAAAAGCCGAGAGAUUUUUAAGACGGUGAAUGAUAAGUGUAUGGCCACCGAGACGAUAGACGAUGAGUUGAGUAGAUGCAUCAACAGUGUGAACAAACAAGAGAUGAUGCGACCCUCCAACAACGUGCAACUAAUGGUAUUGUGUGAGGACCACAGAGCCAGGAUGGUUAAACAUCAGUGUUGUCCAGGAUGUGGAUACUUCUGUACUGCUGGGACGUUCAUAGAAUGCCAACCAGAUAACAACAUUUCUCAUCGCUUUCACAAGAACUGUGCGUCUGAAAUGAACGGGAUGACUUUCUGUCCGCACUGUGGGGAGGAUGCUGCGCAAGCAAAAGAAGUUACCAUCGCGAAAGCAGACACCACCUCGAUGGUGCCGGUCAUUCCACCACAAGAGGAAGAGGAGGAGGAAGAGGAGGAGAAGAUGGUUACUGUGAACGGAAAAGCAGACACCACUACAGCAAGCAGUGCUCGGAUGAGGAUGAUGGGGGAGAGUAAGCCUGAGUCCACCAUCUCCAAAGUAGCUGAUAGUUCAGAUACCUCGGGGCAUUUCACUGCAUUGAGAACGGGUGCAGUCAUAUCAACCACAGGACUGCCAACAGGGCCUGGGAAAGAGACCAUGGAAAGUAUACUUAUUGCACUUGACACAGAGAGACCCAAGAAGUUGCGUUUUCACCCAAAACAGCUGUACAUCUCUGCAAAGCAAGGGGAGAUGCAGAAAGUGCUUCUAAUGUUGGUUGACGGGAUUGAUCCUAACUUUCGAGCUGAACUCCAGAAUAGGCGGACACCCCUUCACGCAGCUGCUGAAAUGGGCCACGUGGAAAUUUGCCAUAUGCUAGUACAGGCUGGUGCUAAUCUAGAUACCUGUGAUGAUGACCAGAGGACUCCAUUGAUGGAAGCAGCGGAGAACAACCAACUUGAAACCGUUAAAUACCUCUUGAAAGCCGGCGCACUGGGAGAUCACAAGGAUGUAGAGGGUUCAACGUGCCUACAUCUGGCUGCUAAGAAAGGUCACUAUGACGUGGUUGUACAUCUCUUGUGCACAGGACUAAUAGAUGUGAAUUGUCAGGAUGAUGGAGGUUGGACGUCCAUGAUUUGGGCCACCGAGUAUAAGCACAUAGAUAUUGUAAAGCUACUCCUGUCAAAAGGAGCCGAUAUCAACAUUAGGGACAAUGAGGAGAAUAUUUGUUUGCACUGGGCAGCUUUCUCAGGCUGCGUGGACAUUGCUGAGAUCUUCUUGAAUGCAAGGUGUGACCUCUUUGCAGUAAACAUGCACGGGGACUCCCCUCUACACAUCGCAUCGAGGGAAAACCAUUACGAGUGUGUGGUGCUUUUCCUCUCACGUGGUGCUGAUGUUAAUAUCAAGAAUAAAGAGGGAGAGACACCGCUGGAGUGCUCAAGCCUGAACUCACAAGUGUGGGUUGCUCUGCAGGUGAACAAAAAGUUGAAACAAGCAGCGGCCAGCAAAGCCAUUCAGGCUGAGAAGCUGAUUAGCAGAGAUAUCGCUAGAGGGUAUGAACAUGUACCAAUUCCAUGUGUCAACGGUGUGGAUGAGGAACCUUGUCCAAAUGACUAUAAAUAUGUCUCCCAAAACUGUGUAACGUCUCCAAUGAACAUCGAUAGGAAUAUCACUCACUUGCAGUACUGUUUCUGUGAAGAUGAUUGCUCCUCCAGUAACUGCAUGUGUGGCCAACUAAGUAUACGCUGCUGGUAUGACCGGAACGGACGACUUCUUCCUGAAUUCAACAUGGUGGAGCCACCGCUUAUCUUCGAGUGCAAUCAUGCCUGUGGAUGCUGGAGGACCUGUAAAAACCGCGUGGUACAAAACGGCGUCAGGGUUCGAUUGCAGAUCUACCGUACAAACAAGAUGGGGUGGGGCGUACGGUCAUUGCAAGACAUUCCAAAGGGUAAUUUCAUCUGCGAGUACGUCGGGGAGCUUAUAACUGACGCAGAAGCUGAUGUGCGGGAAGAGGACUCCUAUCUUUUUGACCUUGACAAUAAGGAAGGGGAGGUGUACUGCAUUGAUGCUCGUUACUAUGGAAACAUCAGCCGCUUUGUGAACCAUCUGUGCGAACCAAAUCUGAUCCCGGUGCGGGUGUUUAUGUCACAUCAGGACCUCCGCUUCCCCAGAAUUGCAUUCUUCAGCAGCAGAGACAUCAAGACUGGCGAGGAGCUUGGGUUUGACUAUGGAGACAGGUUCUGGGACAUCAAGAGCAAGUCUUUUACCUGUCAGUGCGGUUCGGAGAAAUGCAAACAUUCAGCCGCUGCCAUCGCUCAACGACAAACCACAGUGGCUCAACAGGAAGCUCAGCAAAACCGACUCCCAGACACCAGCUCAGCCACAACUGCCAACACCUCUUGACAAGCUCCUCCGCCCCACGGACCACAUUGAGUUGUAUUGAGAGAAUUGGCUCCGCUUUACACGCAGAGACUUUUGGAAGCGCCAGCUCAGCUGUACUUAUAAAUUCUUCCUUCGAAUUGUCUGUCUAGAUAUCGAUGAUAGGACAUUUAAUAAAUGGGACUUUUUUUGUUUGAGUGUGAGGGCCAACAGUUCUGGUGCUGAUUUUAGUGUGAUUUUACUCGGAAGUAAAUUGCACCUCCCUGAUUGUAUAAAGAAACAACCCGUUUUUACCAUGAAUUCAGUCAAAACUUUUUUUACAUGUCGUAGUGAUAUUUAGCAAUAACCGUAGUAAUAGUUUGUCCCUUACGAACUCGCCAUCGGCUGUUGAUACGUGAUGGUUUGGACGUGAACGCCAUUUUGCAUAAAGAUUUUUAAACAUCCUUUAGUGCAGGUCAGUUUUUCUUUCUGUGCGAAUCCUCCCUUCAAGAAAUUUACAGAGACAUUCAAAAAUACUGUUUGCAUUCAUUUUAAUUUGGGACGGUUUUAAGGGCAUUUAUGCUUGAUCCAUUAGUGUUCUGAAUUUGUAUGCAAAUCUUGCUCAAAUGUUAUAAAUAAAAAAGCAGUUCUGUAAUA